AUGGGAAGAGCAGAAAAAUUUAGAUGUUUGGACAACACUAAUGUUAAAAAUUUGCUGAUAUUUUUUAAUAGUUCGAUAAUCUUUGCAUAAAUUAUAGAAAAUCUAAUAAUUAGCAGAGGACCAUUUAUAAUGACUUGUUUGAUUUUUGUGUUGGUAAUGCUAAUUUAUCAAGCAUUAUCGUUUUAUUUUAGAGCAAUGAGGAUAUAGCUUAUAAUAUACUCGUAAUAUUUUAUGCUUACACUGUUUUCGGUCGAAUUGUAAAUUGACACUUACUUUUUAAUUUUCUAAUAAUUAUCAAUAUUCGACACUGUGUUUUUCAAUAGAAAUGAAAAAAACAAAAUAGUGUAAAAUAUAUUAUUUUUCGGUGCAAUAGUUAUCAAUACAUAUGUAUUCCUUAGAGUGGGAUUUCAUAAUUUAUAUUUUACUGAUUUAAUAAAAGCACUAUGCCAAUCAUUCCUAUUGAAAUUAUUGCUGUAUCACUUCAGAUAGGAACAUGAUGUAUCAUUGAAGGAAAUACAAAAAUUAAACAAUUAAGAAUUGGAACCAUCGGAUCCAAGAGUUGGCAACGUGGAAUGUGAACCCUAGGAUGCUUCAAAGCUUUUUAAGACUUUCGAUGUAGUACCUGAAGGGAUAAUAAUACUCGAGAAGAAUGGGAAGGAGGAUUUCACAAUCAAAUAUUCAAACUCAGCAGCCAAAUAUCUAGUAGAUGCUGAUGAUCACGAUCAAAUGUUGUCUGAACUUCUGGAUCUUAGGAGUGUAUCUCCAAAGUAGAAGAGUGAAGAACAUCUCUAUAAAUAUUCAUUCAGCAUUUAAUCUUAGCAAAGUGUGAAAAGAAAUAGUUUUAAAAUAAUCCCAAAAUAAUAAUCACAUAUUAAAUCAGCCUUCAAAAUAUCUUAAUAAUUAAUCCUAGAGAAUCAAUCAAGCUCACAGAAAUAGGAAUUUCAAUUCCCCCCAGUCCAAAUCAUAUUUCCAGGUGCUCAAACUAAAACAGAAAAUAUCAAUCAUCCCAAUUCUCCUUCAAUUCAUUAUGCCACUCAACAUAAAAAAUCUUUAGACGAGAUAGAUUCUUUCCAUUUUCUUCUAACCUAAAUUUGGGUUUAAUUGCAUACUCUAGUUAAGGAGAAAAUAUUGAAUUACUAAAAUUAACCUCUCUAUUAUAUCCACGAAAGCAAUCCCUUUGUAACCAACAUUACAAAGUACCAGAAAAAACAAUGCUUGGAUCUUAAAGUCUAUAGUGCAAUCCAUUACAAUAAACCAUUGUUGGUUAUCAUCCUCAGAGAUGUUAAUCAUAAGGAUUAUAUUAAAGUAUUGAAGGACUACAAUUCAUAAAAAUCUAAGACUCUUUCAUUUGUCAGUCAUGAAUUUAGAACUCCCUUAACAUGCAUUAUACAAAUGCUUGAAGAGGUUAUUGAAAAUAGAAACAACUUGAAUUUGAGUGAUUAAUAACUUAUACAAUCAGCUCUAGAUAACUCUAAAUACAUACUCAAUCUCUCAAAUGAUUUAUUAGAUUUGGCAUAAAUCAGGGCUGGUAAAUUUAAGAUUCGAAAUGCUAUUUUCGAUUUGAGAUCUCUCCUUAAAGAAUGUCUUAAAAUGUUCGAAAUACAAGCUAUGAAAAAGAAUAUUUAAUUGAACUACUACUAUGAUAUGUCCUUGCCUACAGAAAUCUGGAGUGAUUUAAAUAGAAUAAGACAAAUUACAGUCAAUUUAAUUGGAAAUGCAUUAAAAUUCACUCUGGAGGGUUCCAUUACUCUGAGAGCCUAUCAAGAUGGAGUCAACGAAAUUUGCAUUGAAGUCAAAGACACAGGAGUGGGUAUGAGGGAAGAGGACUAACCAAAACUAUUCAAAGCAUUUGCUAAAAUUGAAAAUAAGGAGGCUAGUCAAAUGAAUGCUUAAGGUGUUGGAUUAGGGUUAUUGAUAAGUAAUUCGAUUGCUACUUAAUUGAAUUCUGAGUAAAGAGGUUUAGGAUUUAGAUCGGCCUAUUAAGAAGGUACCACAUUUUGCUUUUUGGUUACUAACAAUAAGUCAACCUAUAUAGAUGAAAUAGAAAAUUAUGAAGAUUCGAGAAAAGAUAUUGACUUUGAUUUAGAGACAAAGUUGAAUGAUUUUAGAAGAUAAUCGUAAAAUGAAAAGAAAUUUAUACUUCAAAAAAACUAUUGUGCUUGUCCUUAAAUUUUGUUGGUCGAAGAUAACCAAUUUAAUGUAGAUUCGUUUUUACUAAAAUUUCAUAGAACCUUUAAAUCCCUAGUCAAAAUAGAUUACACAAUCACUGGAUAAUUGGCUGAAUAAAAAGUGCAAUAAAGAUUUUUAAAAUAAUAGCACAUUUGUCAUCCUUAUAAACUUAUCUUUAUGGAUGUAGAGUUGCCAAUCUAAAAUGGAAUUGUGACAUCCAAAAACAUCAAGAAUUACUAUAGAGCAAUGAAUGCCACAGUUACAAUUGUUGGCUGCAGUGGAUAUGCCGAAGAAAAAGAAAAAAAAGAAUGCUUACAAUAUAUGGAUGAUUACAUUGUCAAACCAGUUCCUAAAUAAGAAUUAGAAAGAAUAAUGACUUCUUACUUUUUUAAAUGA
Molecule: messenger RNA, 2565 nt
Organism: Paramecium tetraurelia
Lineage: Eukaryota; Ciliophora; Oligohymenophorea; Peniculida; Parameciidae
Exons: 1
Biological process (GO): phosphorelay signal transduction system; phosphorylation
Molecular function (GO): phosphorelay sensor kinase activity
Source: RefSeq, a predicted model, not a curated record